Cololabis saira (Pacific saury) is the source of this 957-nucleotide messenger RNA. RefSeq names its product olfactory receptor 4S1-like. NCBI's taxonomy places the organism in Eukaryota, Metazoa, Chordata, Actinopteri, Beloniformes, Belonidae. Gene Ontology annotation, molecular function: G protein-coupled receptor activity; olfactory receptor activity. Gene Ontology annotation, cellular component: membrane. The transcript has a single exon. The record is from RefSeq and is a predicted model, not a curated record. Gene Ontology annotation, biological process: G protein-coupled receptor signaling pathway.
AUGUAUGUGUUUUAUAGUUUUUAAAUGGCAUUACUCGAUGAUAAGUUAAAUGUUUCCCAGAUUACUCUUUCUGGAUAUGUGGAAAUUAACAAAUACAGAUAUUUAUAUUUUUUUGUUUUUUUUAUUCUGUUUAUCUUAAUAAUAUUCAGCAACUGUAUUAUUGUGUACCUUAUCUGGAUUCACAAAAACCUUCAUGAGCCGAUGUACAUCUUUAUUGCAGCUUUGCUUGUUAACUCAUUUCUUUACAGCAUCACUGUUUACCCGAAAAUCUUGAUUGACGUUUUAUCAGAAAAACAGAUCAUAUCUUAUUCAGCCUGUCUUUUUCAGUUUUUCAUGUUUUACUCUAUAGGUAGUUCUGAAUUCAUACUCUUAGGAGCCAUGGCUUAUGACAGAUAUGUGUCUAUAUGUAAACCUCUGAGAUAUACAACGAUCAUGGGGAAAGCUACUGUAAAUAUUUUCCUGGUUCUAUCUUGGACUCUGCCUGCUAGUCAUAUUGCUGUUCAGGCAAUACUGAGUGCUAAAGCUAAAAUAUGUAACAUGGAAUUAAGAGGAAUAUUCUGUAACAAUACAAUGUAUACCCUUCAGUGUGUAAGCUCAAAAGCAAUCACUCUAUUUGGUUUACUUGCUUUAUUCGAUCUGAUAAUACUUCCUAUGCUCUUCACAAUUUUUACAUAUGUAAAGAUAUUUAUAAUAACCUACAGAAGUUGUAAACAGGUCAGGAGAAAGGCAGCUGAGACCUGCUUACCCCAUCUGUUGGUUUUAUUAAGCAUCACCUGGUUUACUGCAUAUGAUGUAAUUAUGGCAAGAGUGAAAUCAGAUUUAUCAAAAACUGCACGUUUAAUAUUGACGUUACAAAUAGUUCUGUAUCAUCCUUUGUUUAACCCAGUCAUCUAUGGAUUUAAAAUGAAAGAAAUUUCUAAACAUCUAAAGAAGCUGUUCUGCUCAAACAAACUUUAA